AUGGGCUGGCUCGACGAAGUCCCCCGCGCCGGCGGCCUCUACAUCGGCGGUCUCCACGCGCUCUACCAGAAACAAGACCUCUUCCGCGCCGCCCGGAUCACCCACAUCGUCUCCGUCAUGGACUACGAGAUCUACGGCGCCGACGGCGAGAAGUUCCCCGAGUACCGCUCCCUGCAGCUCCGCGUCGAGGACGACCCCAACGAGAACCUCCUCGACCGUUUCCCCGCCACCAACGCCUUCAUCCACGAAGCGCUCCGUGACGGCGCCGGCGGCCGCGUCUUCGUGCACUGCGCCAUGGGCAAGUCCCGCUCGGCGACCGUCGUGUGCGCGUAUCUGAUGUGGAAAUUCGGCCGUUCGCCCGAGCAGGCGUUGCGGCAAUUGUGUGAGGGCCGCCCGGUCUGCUCGCCGAACCCCGGCUUCCUGGAGCAGUUGGACGUCUAUCAUCACAUGUUGCAAUGCGGCGACGAUUCCGCCAGGGCGAAGGUCGUGUAUGACACUUGGCUCAAGGAGAGGUUUCGGGGCAGUGCCUGGGAGUGGGAGAAGAGGAGGGCGGAAAAGGUGUCGGCGGCGGCGAAGCUUUGA
This is a messenger RNA of Dissoconium aciculare CBS 342.82, 582 nucleotides long. RefSeq names its product phosphatases II. The transcript has a single exon. Gene Ontology annotation, molecular function: protein tyrosine/serine/threonine phosphatase activity. Gene Ontology annotation, biological process: protein dephosphorylation. The record is from RefSeq and is a predicted model, not a curated record. Gene Ontology annotation, cellular component: nucleus. The coding region runs from base 1 to 582 and encodes 193 amino acids. Lineage: Eukaryota; Fungi; Ascomycota; Dothideomycetes; Mycosphaerellales; Dissoconiaceae.